Molecule: messenger RNA, 598 nt
Organism: Mya arenaria
Lineage: Eukaryota; Metazoa; Mollusca; Bivalvia; Myida; Myidae
Exons: 1
Coding region: 18-485 (155 amino acids)
Source: RefSeq, a predicted model, not a curated record
UCCAGAGACAUGAAGCAAUGCACAUCAAGGCCGAAUACUCUUGUGACCUGUGCGGAGAUACAUUUACACAGCCUGAUGAUCUUCAUAACCACUUGUUAACUGUUCACACAACCGUAGCCCAACCCCUAGUGUGCGAAAACUGUAACUUUGUGUUCGAGGACCAAUCAGAAUGGGCAGAGCAUAGACAGUUGCACGAAAAUGACUCGGGGGCACUGGGAGGGACCCCGGUCCCGGUUGAGGGUGGGGAUACAGUGUACCUCACCUCGGGAGAGGGGCUGCUCACCUCUGGGGGUGGUGAUCAGGUCUUGCUUGUUGAGGAGGGGGUGGGGAUAGGAGGCGGGGGUUAUGAUGCCCUCCACUCAGUUCUGGUAUCAGCUGCCAUGAGUGCGGACACGCUGGGGGAAGGCGGUACACAGUUUGUUCAUGUGCUUUGUGUGGACCCAGAAACUGCACAAAUCUCUAACACUGAUCAGACACUUAUUUAAAACUAAACAAUUCUGGUGCAAAUUUGUACAUUUAUUUGGUCAAUACAGUUUGUCCAUAUAUUUUGAAAACUGCACAGAGCAAUAACACAGACCCUAAUAAAUUAUAAAACUUG